Molecule: messenger RNA, 994 nt
Organism: Cygnus atratus (black swan)
Lineage: Eukaryota; Metazoa; Chordata; Aves; Anseriformes; Anatidae
Gene: PCMT1
Product: protein-L-isoaspartate (D-aspartate) O-methyltransferase
Exons: 8
Coding region: 110-796 (228 amino acids)
Biological process (GO): protein modification process
Cellular component (GO): cytoplasm
Molecular function (GO): protein-L-isoaspartate (D-aspartate) O-methyltransferase activity
Source: RefSeq, a predicted model, not a curated record
GGCGGCGCCAGUGUCGGCGCUGGAGGUUGUGUCCUUCCUGGGCAAGCUGCUGUGCGCAGUCGCGGCGCUGAAGGCGGCCCUCUACCUGCUCCGCAGGGUGUGCCUCGCCAUGGCCUGGAAGUCGGGCGGCGCCAGCCACGCCGAGCUCAUCCACAACCUCCGCAAAAAUGGAAUAAUUAAAUCAGACAAGGUAUUUGAAGUAAUGCUGGCUACAGACCGUUGCCAUUAUGCAAAAUACAACCCGUAUAUGGAUUCUCCUCAGUCUAUAGGUUUCCAAGCAACAAUCAGUGCUCCACAUAUGCAUGCAUAUGCUCUUGAACUUCUGUCUGAUCAGUUACGUGAAGGAGCCAAAGCACUUGAUGUAGGUUCUGGAAGUGGAAUCCUUACAGCAUGCUUUUCACGAAUGGUUGGUCCCAAAGGACAAGUUGUAGGAAUUGAUCAUAUCAAAGAACUAGUAGAUGACUCAAUAAAUAAUGUCAAAAAAGAUGAUCCCACAUUGCUGUCUUCAGGAAGAGUGAAACUGAUUGUGGGAGAUGGAAGAAUGGGAUAUGCAGAAGAAGCUCCCUAUGAUGCGAUUCAUGUAGGAGCUGCAGCACCAGUUGUGCCCCAAGCACUUAUAGAUCAGUUAAAACCUGGCGGAAGAUUGAUAUUACCGGUUGGUCCUGCAGGGGGAAACCAGAUGCUUGAGCAGUAUGACAAACUAGAAGAUGGCAGUGUCAAAAUGAAGCCUCUGAUGGGAGUGAUAUAUGUGCCUUUAACAGAUAAAGAGAAGCAGUGGUCCAGGGAUGAAUUGUAAAAGCUACAUCAUCUUGACCCAAACAUAGUGUUACAGUGGACUGCUCAUCUCCAGUUCUAAAAGCUUUUUGAAAACCAACAGCAUUGCAGCUUGUUUUGGACUUCGUUAUACUGUUGUUAUCAGCAUGGAAAAGCGUGGUGUUUGUUUUAUUUUCUUAGAUGCUCAAGGCAAAUCUGAUAAAGACAUGGUGGAAAGUUU